AUGAAUGACGGUCGCAAUGCUGUGUCUAAUCGUGGGGUGCUCCAUGCGGAGGCCAGUGCGAACACCUACUCUGUGAACAACGCGACGCCUCCCGUACCUCACAAACCAACGACUCCAGCCAAGACGCGAACCACACAAUCGCCGAAACCGAAACCAUUGUCACUACAAAUAGAUGGCUUGAACGUCGUUAUCCCCGCUCCCGGCGAGGGUAACUCGAACCCAGCCUAUAUCGAAUCCUCGGAGCGCGGCAGCGAUACAUCGGGCGAUGGCCGACGACUAGACCUUUCCGCUAGCACCGUCACAGACUCUCUUUCCAGCUUUCCUUCCUCGGCCAAUGGUAAUAGCCAGUCGACAGAGUUCGGUAACUCUCAUACAUUGAAUGGACAUACAUCGAUACCGUGGGUGGAUCCGGAGUUAUUGGAAUCCCAACUCGCCCCGCACAUACAGCCGGUCAAUGGAGGCGCCUCAGUAGAUCGAUGGCAACCCUCGUUAUCGCCGAUCAAAGCCGGCAAUGUUUCUAUAUCACCGCCACCAUCGCCAAAGCAUUCGCGCACAAGGUCGAACUUUGAUGCUCGCUUGGCCCCAGGCCAGAAACGAACAGCCGCCGGCGACUUCAAAUCCACUUUAGAUCCCCCCACAGCUCACAGCGCCGACGCGAAUGGAGCUGCACGACAACGUUCAAAGAGUACGGGCUCGUCAGCUCAUGGGAGUAGGAUUGCACAGUUGUCGGUCCAUAUCCGUACACGUCUAUCAUACGCGGCUGCCAAAGUAGAGCAGGCCCGACAGUCGCGUGAAGCCACCCCUCAAACCGCACUGCGCACACGCAACAUGCCAUUGAGCCCGAGUGACAAAGCAUCAUUACCGGCAGGAAACUCCACGCAUUUUUUACAAGAUUCCCAAACAUCAUCCAACGGAAAUUCCCGUUAUUUCCCGAGCCAUAACCGCUCGCGAUCAGCAUACUCAUCUAAUCAAUUCCUUCCAAUCCCCAAGCUAGCACCGCCUGUGGAUAUCAUUGCAUCAAAUGGUCAUAACCAGCGCCGUCGUCCCAGCCCUAACGCAAUCUCCAACCCUUCCAACCGCAGCCCUAUCUCCCACCAUCGACGUCACCAUUCGCACCAAGAGAACGGACUCACCCCACCACUCAACGGCCAAGCGGUCCUAGGGCCAGGAACGCCCUCGCUCUCAUCAUCCCACACACACGCACCACCCACACCGAACGCGUUCUACAGACUCCGCACCCAAUCCCAAAACACACUCAUGGAACAAGACGCAAUUGAAACCCUGAUGUUCAUGUCCAGUCCCGAGAACUCGGGUUAUCGUUUCAGCCCUCGCCCGCUGCAACCAACGAGCACGCAAAGCAGCCAGAACGAAUCGGUCCACGCUUCCAGCAACGGAGCUCACCCCGAUGGAAGUCAGGGCUCCCAAAGUUCCGAAUCUCACAAUGGUCGUGGGCUAGAAAGGAAACCGGGACUGGAAGCUCAUGCUGGAGAUGAUAUUGAUCGCCUUUUGGAUCAGAUGGAUAGUGAUAGCGAUGAUGAAGAUCGGUAUGCAUCGUAUCGCUCUGGGAUAAAUGGUGCACAUCCAUUUAGAGGGCAUCAACGCCCGAGGUAG
Molecule: messenger RNA, 1611 nt
Organism: Penicillium roqueforti
Lineage: Eukaryota; Fungi; Ascomycota; Eurotiomycetes; Eurotiales; Aspergillaceae
Exons: 2
Coding region: 1-1611 (536 amino acids)
Source: RefSeq, a predicted model, not a curated record